Molecule: messenger RNA, 1307 nt
Organism: Platichthys flesus (European flounder)
Lineage: Eukaryota; Metazoa; Chordata; Actinopteri; Pleuronectiformes; Pleuronectidae
Gene: echdc1
Product: enoyl CoA hydratase domain containing 1
Exons: 8
Coding region: 153-1088 (311 amino acids)
Biological process (GO): fatty acid beta-oxidation
Cellular component (GO): cytosol
Molecular function (GO): enoyl-CoA hydratase activity
Source: RefSeq, a predicted model, not a curated record
CUCCGGUGAUCUCCAUUCUUAUGAAGGUCCGGAACAACUGGAAUUAUUCAAACGUUGACGCUACAAACACCUGGAGACAUGAUGUUGGAUGUGUAGGGUUACAGUAAAUAUCACACUGGGCCUGCACUGUGAAGGAGGAUCUGUGCAGCAGGAUGACUCUCUGGGCUCUGAGGCAACAACUUCUGAGAAGCAGCUGUAGCUGUGCAGCCUGGGGCAGGUUACUGCAGAGGCAGAGCAGUGGCUUGGUUUACUCCAACAUCCAUGGCUACGACCAGCAGGAGGUCAGGGAGAAGCUCCAGGCUUUCCCUGGCGGCUCCAUCGAUCUGCUCAAGCAGGAGUCUGGUGUAGCCGUUCUGACCAUCAACCACCCGACCCGCAUGAACGCCCUGUCUGGCAGUAUGAUGGUGCAGUUGGAGGAACAUGUGAGCCAGCUGGAGAACUGGACAGAAGGGAAAGGCCUCAUUGUCCAGGGUGCUGCAGGAACUUUCUGCUCUGGAUCCGACCUCAGUGCCGUCAGGGCCAUUUCUAACCCACAGGAUGGGAUGAAGAUGUGUAUGUUCAUGCAGAAUGCUCUUACAAGGCUGCUCAGGCUGCCUCUGAUGUCUGUUGCUCUGGUGGAGGGGAGAGCUCUGGGAGGAGGCGCAGAGUUCACCACUGCCUGUGAUUUCAGAUUAAUGGCAUCUGGAAGCAUCAUCCAGUUUGUCCAUAAACACAUGGGACUGGUUCCGGGCUGGGGCGGCGCCGCUCGACUGGUCCACAUUGUUGGAAGCCAGAAUGCACUAAAGCUGCUUGGUGGAGCCAUGAAAGUGGACCCAGAACUUGGACUGCAGAUCAGACUGGCAGAUGGACUCCUGGAGGACCCCCGGGCCGAGGAGGGGGCAGGGACUCCUCUCCAGCAGGCCGAGAGGUGGCUCAGUAGUUAUGUAAAAGGACCUGCUGCUGUGAUUCAGGCUGUGAAGAAGGUGGUGCUGUCGGGGAGAGAGCUCCCUCUGUCCGAGGCUCUGAGGGCUGAGAAGGACGUAUUUGGGACAGUGUGGGGGGGCCCGGCAAACCUGCAGGCACUGGCCAGCAAAUCCAAACACAAAUGAAUUGGCCAAAGUGUUUCCUCUGUAUAUUUACAGAAUCUCAGAAGAGCAGAUCAAACAGAGACAUUGUUAAAGAACUGGACCUGCCUCUCUGGAGAGAGACUGCAUUGACCUGACUGAUCCGAGUGUGCUAUGUGAAGGUAGAAACAGAUAAUAAUGAUUUGUCUUAGUUGGCCAGUGGAAAAAGAAAAUAAACUAUUUAAAAUUAAAUUACAUUCAUAA